GUAAAAGGCUUUAUAACACUGAUCUUCUCUGGAAAGCCUAUAGAGAUGUUAAAGAUAAGGGUGUAUCAGUUUAUAGGGCUGCACGUGUGUAUGGUGUACCAGAGAGCACAUUAAGAGACAGGACCCUUGGACUGCAGCCAGCUGUAGAAAGUAAAGUGGACGUACCAUGGUCAGGUGCAUCGACAGUGUUUACAAGGGAGCAAGAAAAGCAACUUGUAGAUCAUGUUUCAUACAUGACAGGGAUAGGAUAUGGGUACACCAGGCAUGACUUUCUAAAUUUAGCAACUGAUUUUGCUCUGUCCCUAGGUAUUAGAUCUGUUUCUGAUGCACAGUUAACACAUUCUUGGUUCACUGGAUUUAAGAACCGUAACCCUGAAGUCUGUCUAUCCAAACCUCAGAAACUGUCGUUAGUACGGGCACGAUGCACAUCAAAAGAAGUGCUUGAUAAGUACUUUGAGGAAUUAAAAAUUGUCAUGGACAAGUAUGAUCUGACAAAUCAACCAGAAUACAUAUGGAACGUAGAUGAAACCGGAUUAAUGAUGGAACACAAUCCACACCAUGUUGUUUGCAUUAAAGGGCAGACCCCACAGGCAGUUACUUCCAACAAGGGGAAGACUGUCACAGUUAUUGCAGCAGGUAGUGCUGCAGGAACAAGACUCCCUCCAUUUUUUGUAUUUCCUGGUAAGAGAUGGUGUGAUUCUCUUUUAGAGGGUGCUUCACCAGGAUCUGUUGGCACCAUGUCAGAGACCGGAUGGUCCAACUCAGCUGUCUUUCUUGAGUUCUUAAAUGAGCACUUUAAGAAACGUGUUCCUACUAAUGACCAUGCAGUUCUUGUGUUGUUCGAUGGACAUAAAUCACAUGUCAACCUCACUUUAUCUACCUGGGCUGCUGCGAACAAUGUUGUAUUCUUCGUCCUCCCUCCUCACACCUCUCACAUAACUCAGCCGUUGGACGUAGGGUGCUUUGGUCCCCUCAAGAAUGCUUAUUACAGUGAAUGUCAGACAUUCAUGCGAAGAAAUCCAGGAAUGCAAGUAACCAGGUACAACAUUGCUGAGCUGGCUGGCAAUGCUUAUAACAAGGGUGUCACAGCAGGUAACCUUAUCUCAUCAUUUAGGAAGACAGGUAUAUACCCACUUAAUAGGAUGGAAAUAAGCUGCCAGAAAACAGCCCCAGCAACAAUCUAUAAUGGCGGUGACAACAACGGUAUUAAUGCCUGUAAUAAUGAGAAUAGCAAGUUCCUUGAUUCAAAGAAAAUCACUGUUGUACAGUGUUACACCUAAAAGGAAAAUACCACCAACCAUUACUGGUGACAUUAGAUCUCCCUCCAAAAAAAUGUUACUGAAGCCUGCUCCAAGUGAAAAAAUCUCACAGAAGUCUGAACCCUAAAGCAAAAGGAAGUAUGAACCUAAAGGCAAAAGGUCUAAACCACUCUCACCAGUGCCAUGCACAUCUGGUGUCUACCAUAAUGUAGUCAGUAGUGACUCCGAGUCAGAAACGUCAGUUAUUGAUGAGCAAGAACUUUGCUGUGUUUGUCACAAGGCAAGACCAGAUGCACUUAACCUUGAUUAUAUCUUGGAAAUUGUUUUGUGGGCCCAGUGUGAUGUAUGUAAUCACUGGGCACACCUUAAGUUUUGCUCUAGUGUCCGUUGUGUCAGGAGGGGAGAUACCUUCCUCUGCCCUCAUUGCACAUAAAAACUGUCUGUAAUCAUAAUAUCAGGAGAAAGUUAAUUUGAUUGAGACUUUCAGUCAGUGUACAUGAAUAUGAAUUUUAACAGAAGUGUUGUUAUUGUUUGAAUUUAUUUAUUUUUGAUAUAUCAUAUUUUACAUUAAAUGGCCUACCUGUUACAUUUCAGGUUGAAAUAAAUACAGAAUUUAUUGUGUGUUUAUUAUUUGGUAUUAUGACCUAUUUUGGUCAGAAGUUUAGUCCAGUAGAAUCUGGUAGGUAUUAUUUUAUGUAUGCACCGGUGAAACGUGACAGAUCAAAACAAAAAUGGCGGAUACAGUGACUUUGUAAAAUAGGUCACUGCUUGCUUAGCUGAGAUGGUUGAUGAAAUAAAAUCAGCCUGUUAAAUGCAGAAAAGGUUAUUAUUUAAACAUUUACUAGUAGUAUAAAAAGUGAUUUAUUCGUUUUUCAAAUGCGGACAUUUUAAAUGCUAGUACACCGAUAAUGGGUUACAUCAGGAUAUAUAUAAUAUGCUUAAGACUUCAACUGUCAGAUGUAGAAUUUUGGACAGACGUAUUUUCGGAUAAGGCCUUGUUUCCAUACAUCUAACCUCCAGGUUUAAUUAUUUACCCCGUAAAUUUGUAACCAGGGUGUAGAUUUUACCCUUACUUAAUUUUUAAAAAUGAGUGGGAACACUGAAUAAUAAAGGAUGUUUGAAUAAUAAAUAUGAGCCGUGCCAUGAGAAAACCAACAUAGUGGGUUUGCGACCAGCAUGGAUCCAGACCAGCCUGCGCAUCCAUGCUGGCCGCUAAUGGUUUCUGUAAUAACAAUAGUCUUUGAAAGCGACCAGCAUGGAUUCUGACCAGACUGCGCAGAUGCGCAGGCUGUUCUGGAUCCAUGCUGGUCGCAAACCCACUAUGUUGGUUUUCUCAUGGCACGGCUCAAUUAUAAAAAUCUAUUAAGUCCAGGGUUCGAUUGAUGUAUGGUUAAAUGCAUUCUGACCACUGUACAGUGUUAUUGUAUAUGUUUGCUGGCUUUACGUUUCUAUCAUUUUUUCAGUAACAGUUUACUGUUAUGAAACACCACAAACUUUGAAUCACUUGCAGGUCCAUCUUACAAAGCUCAUUAG
This is a messenger RNA of Mercenaria mercenaria, 2792 nucleotides long. RefSeq lists its product as uncharacterized. NCBI's taxonomy places the organism in Eukaryota, Metazoa, Mollusca, Bivalvia, Venerida, Veneridae. The record is from RefSeq and is a predicted model, not a curated record. The transcript is spliced from 3 exons. Gene Ontology annotation, cellular component: nucleus. Gene Ontology annotation, molecular function: DNA binding. Bases 234 to 1280 code for a protein of 348 amino acids.